AUGCCGCCGCAAUACACACCACCCUCUACGACCUCAUCUAGCGCGGGGCAGUCGCCCACAGAUCCUCAAUUCAGAGUUGUGCGGAAAAGAAAUCGGGUGCCUCUGUCAUGUGGGCCAUGUCGGCAUCGAAAGCUGAAAUGCAAUCGAGCGCAGCCAUGCGACAACUGCACGAAGCGCGGCGACACGUCGUCAUGUACAUAUGCAUCACCGGGGAAUCGCAAGAAGAACCCAGUGGUUGCCGGCACAGCGACUUCGCCUGAUGACAUGCAAAAUCGAAUUGAUCGACUUGAAGGACUUGUUUUAUCUCUGAUGACCAAUGGUGCUCAGAGUGCUGGUCCAGCAGCUGCACAAGCAGCCAUCGCCAACAGUCUCAAUAGCACCUCCUCGGACCAUCAAUUCGACAUGAGCAACAUGAGCAACAUGAGCAGCGGUAUGAGCAACGGCCAACCAGAGUCGAUAGCAGAGGAGGAUCCCGGAGAAGAGAGUGAAAUGGAGACAGUGACAAAAUCGAUCGGAGUGAUGAAAGUCAAUAACAAUCAGACCAUCUUUGCGUCUGAAGCUCAUUGGUAUGCCAUCCUCGGCGAGCUUUCGGAAGUCAAGAAUUACUUUGCCGAGCACAAGAAACAGUAUGACGACCAGCUUAAGAGAUACAAAGCCAGCCACAGCGAAGAAAGCCCGCCCGGUACCGGGUUUCUUUAUGGGCAGAUGAAGCCGUUAUCGAGACCCGAGAUCCUGUCACGGUUUCCGCCCAAACCAACAGCUGACAUCUUGGUAUCACGCUUCUUCAACACAUAUGAUCCGGGGAUCCACAUCAUUCAUGGGCCGACGUUCCAGACAGAGUACGAUAGACAUUGGCUAAGCCCAGAUGAUACGCCCAUUGUCUGGUUGGGUCUAGUCUUCGCGAUGACGUGCAUAGCGCUGCAGUCAUACACAAGGGCUGGCGACGAGCCCCCAGAGUACAGCGGUAAAUCUUGGGCGAUGUCGAAGGAGUAUAGAGAUCUCACUGCGCAAUGCCUCGUCAUGGCUGAUAUCACGCAGCCAACCCAAGGUAUGCUUGAGACCCUAAUUCUGCAUGUUCAUGCGGAGUACUCGCGCAGCAGAGACGCAGAGGUAGGCAUUUUCAUCAGUACGGGCAUCAUUGUUCGAUUGGCCAUGCGGCAGGGCAUGCAUCGAGACCCAGCGCCCUACUCUGGUAUCUCCGUGUUCCAGGGCGAGAUGCGACGCAGAAUCUGGGCUUGCAUUCGGUCGUUCGAUCUUCUCUUCUCUGCACAGGCUGGGCUGCCACCUAUUGUGCGACCACGGGGCACCAACACAGAUGUUCCACGCAACCUCUACGAUGACGAGCUCUUCGAAGACAUGAAAAUCCUACCACUGUCAAGGCCGGAGACCGAGGCCACACCUACACUGUACCUGAUCAACCGCACACGUUUCAUUUAUAAGCUCGGCGAGGCUGUUGAGUUGACCGAUACUCUGACCUGUUCGUCAUACGACGAGGUCAUGAAGCUCGAUGCACAGGCCCGAGAGUUGCAUGGCAGCAUUUCGCCACACCUGAAAUUGCGCUCUAUGGAUGAGUCUGCUCGAGACACAUCCACUCUGAUCAUGCAGCGAUUCACCUUGGACCUCCUCUAUUUGAAGAUCAUAUGCGUACUGCACAGGAAGUACCUCGCAUAUGCUCGGGUGCAUGCAAGGUUCAGCUAUUCCAGGACAGCUGUCAUUGAUGCCUCAAUGACGAUGCUCCGACAUCAGGCAACAUUGCACCGAGAAUGCCAGCCUGGUGGUCGAUUACGCAGUGUCAAGUGGUUCAUCUCCUCUCUUACCACAGUAGACUUCUUGCUCGCGGCGAUGAUCAUUUCAUCUGACCUUUACCACACCAUCAAAUCCGCAAGCCAGGGCCGCUCCGCUUCGGGAGACAUGUAUACAUGGGCCUCGGAUCGAUUUGACGAGAUGCUCGAUGCUAUUGAAACAGCAGUGGGGAUCUGGGAAGGCUUGAAGGACCACUCCAUGGAAGCUUAUAAGGCCUACACGACUCUAAGCGUCAUGCUAAGUCAACUGAAAAAGGAUCGCACAGCUAGGCAGUCACAGGGAAGUUUUUCCUCGGCAUCGACAUUCCAAACAAAUACGCCAAUGGACGACGCAAACGUGGCCCCAGAACACUCUGCUGCAAUGACGCUUGGUAUGCUUAGCACAGGUGGAAUUUCAUCAAACUCGGCAAACAUGUUCGAACAGCGAUAUCCUCCUUCGAUGGCGAACUUGCUCAAUGAUCCUUUGCCGCAACAACCAACUGGUCUAACCCCGAACUAUGGAAGCACGACCUCUGGAUCAGGAGCUGUCGAGAGUGCACCUAGUCCGUUUUCGAACCUCUUCGGCGCCAAUCUGUUCCAAAGCUUGGACCUGCCACCAACUGAUAGCAUCAACUGGGAUGCAUGGGACUCGUACAUUCAAGGUCCAGGUGUAGACGCCCAGAGUAACUUCUUUCCCAUGGACCUGAGCGGCAUGCCUAUGCAGACAGACGCAAAUGAGCCACAACCCCCGCCAGUACCCAAUCCGCAUCCGCAGAACCAGCAGACCAACGCGUUCGGGCAGAAUGUGUUCAUGGAGGAUGAAUCAAAGACAAGUAACGACGAAGGCUAUACGCUAGGCUUCAGGAUGAACAUGAAGUCCGAGUAG
Molecule: messenger RNA, 2667 nt
Organism: Didymella exigua CBS 183.55
Lineage: Eukaryota; Fungi; Ascomycota; Dothideomycetes; Pleosporales; Didymellaceae
Exons: 5
Coding region: 1-2667 (888 amino acids)
Biological process (GO): DNA-templated transcription; regulation of DNA-templated transcription
Cellular component (GO): nucleus
Molecular function (GO): zinc ion binding; DNA-binding transcription factor activity, RNA polymerase II-specific; DNA binding
Source: RefSeq, a predicted model, not a curated record